Molecule: messenger RNA, 1165 nt
Organism: Episyrphus balteatus (marmalade hoverfly)
Lineage: Eukaryota; Metazoa; Arthropoda; Insecta; Diptera; Syrphidae
Exons: 2
Coding region: 248-1030 (260 amino acids)
Source: RefSeq, a predicted model, not a curated record
UUGAGUGUUGUUAUUGUUUUAACUGCAUGAAUAUGUAUAAAUGUACAUAUGUACCUACCUACAUACUUGUCUCUCAAAAUCGUCAUCUUUCAUUUCAUAAAACCAGUUCUCCGGCUUAACAAAAGAGAACACUUUCUUAAAAUAAUAUGAGAAAGAGCAGAGAUCGCACUCAUCGAGACGAUCUCACAAUAUCAGUUUCUCAAUCGGAGUCCAAAUAGGCCACACGUAACACGUAUAACAAUUUUCAAUGCAGAUCUCUUGUGUCGUCAUGGAGAACAAUAAGAAUAACCCAUUUACAGUUCAUCGACAAAAACAGCUUACCAAAAAAACAAAAUGUUGUAUCAAAGGCUGCCCAUCAAUGACAAGUAAUUUUUUUCGUUUCCCACCAAGACACACCAAAGAGUAUGAUACCUGGCUAAGCUCAUGCGAAGAGUCUAAAGCAAAUAUUAUUUCUAUAGAAAAUCCAAUGGUAUGUGUGCUGCACUUUCGCAAUAAUCUUCCACCGCCAAAAAGAUAUUUGACAGCAAAGGAUAUUGAAGUAUUAAAAGAAGAUCUCGAUCGUGUUAACCACUGUGUUGCAGAGUGGGUUCUUCAUGCACGUAAACACAUGCUAGAUAUAGAUAUAAAUGACGAAGAUGUGUAUCUAAAAGCGGUAGAAAUUGGAAAAGUCUAUCAACUGCCACACUUUGAAUUUGAUGUUGAUUUUGGGUGGUUAGAUAUUUUUGAGAAUUAUCUUCAAAAAAGAGGAAUUGAAAGUUGGAACAGACCAUUGAUUAAAGAUGAAACAGAUGUAGUAAAUGAUGAUCAUAACGGAUGUAAAAGUGAAGAAGAAGAAGGAGAGUUAGCGGGGUCUACGGGAUCUACGACGGAUGGAGGAGAAAUUGUUGAAGAUUCAAUUAGAACUUAUGAGGAUGCACUGAAAAGAGUGGAAAUUUUGAAAAAAUAUUGUAAGAGAGCGAAAAACAAGAGAGCUUUAGAAAUAGUUAAGCGACUCAAUGAAGUUUUAAAUAAAAGGGUGUGUACUGUGUAGUUAAGUUACUAUUUUCAUUAAUUUUUAAGAUACUUUAAUAAAUUUGUUUGUUCAAAUAGGUAUUUAAGAAUUUUAAGCAAAGUUAAAUAUUACGUAAAUAUUGUUUAAUUUUUUAUAAUAAAUAGGUAUUUUAUA